AGUAAAACUCUGAAUAAAAACAAAAAUCAGAGCCUGAAACGAGGCCUGAAGCUGGAAUAAAUUAAAAAAAAAAUCAAAAGCCUGGAAUAGACAAAAAUUGAGACAAAAGAAUGUUAGAUGGAAGAAAAUAUUUUUAAAUAAUUGAGAAAAAUGCAUCUCGACUAGUGUUACAGGAGUGUCGCGAUAAUCCGAUCCCGCGAUAAUCCGUAUGCUUCUGUAAUCCGCAUUGCAUUUUCAUUCCCUUGAAGUACUCUAGGUAUAAUCCGGAUUUUACUUGAUUUAGUAAUCCGAAUUCAUUAACAUGACUGUUGAAAAUAAAAACACAGGUUUUCACUUGUCGUUUUGUAACUGCGUUCAAGUGGAUAGAUAGUUUUUACAUGUCUACACGCAUCUUUCAAUACGCAGCGUCCUUCCUUACUGUGUGGGCUUUUUCAAAGAAAAUGGCACCUAUUAAACGCAAACACAAAACUUGUCUCAACGAAAAGUCAGCGAUUAUAGACGAGCUGAAAUGCGGAGUUAGUGGGAAAUAUUUAGCUGUUAAGUAUGGAGUAGGGGCUUCAACCAUCAGUGACAUUAAGAAAAAGCGAACUGUAAAAUGCCUUAGUAAUCCGAAUAAUUUGAUAAUCCGGAUUGGUCUGGUUUUAAUUGAUCCGGAUUAUUGCGACACUACUGUAUAAAAUUCUCGGUAAUUUUCGAACGUUACCGAACUUUCGGGAAUGUUUGAGAAUUUUCGAGAAAUAAUGAGAACUUUGGAGAAUGUUGCAAAAGCUCCUAUAAAUUCAGCUUUUUAAUGUAGGGCUUGUAAAAAUGUCUAUUUAUAAUAAAGUUUCACUAAAUUUCCCUAUUUUUCUUUUCUCUGGUAGGGGUAGGGGAAUUUUCCAUAAAUGUAGAUAACCCUUGUCUAUGUAUUAUUAAUUUAUUGUAAAGAAAAUGAUAAUAUUUAUAAAAUUAAUACAAGUCUUGUUUCUUGUAAGUUGGUGUAAAAAAAAAAACAAACUAAAAAACAACGUAGAUGUAGGUGGCAGUGGUAGCACCAAAAAAUAAAACUCAAAAAUCUUUAAAUGCAAAUACCUAAAUAACAUAACUACAUAAAGCGUUAAGUCAAAACAAAAAAUAAUAUAAAAAAAUAAAUUUAAAAAUAAAAAUAGGAACUCUAAAAAAAGGAACUUAAAAAACGAACUUUCUAGAGUCAAUGGUAAUAACACAAGACUCAAAUCAAACCAUUAGAAAACGUUUAGAAAUGCAUUUUCAGCGAACUUUCGCUUAGAGAGGAACGAACAUUACCGUAAAUUACGGUAAAAGUGCGAACGUUCGCUUGGUAAAGUUUGCUUGUUACAACACUAAUCUCGACUUAGUCAGUGUUGUGAAUAAGUUUUUGUACAUUACAUGUGUGCUAGGGAAUAGAAAUUAAAAAUAGUCGAAAUGGGACAGAUCAAAUAAGUUUUAAGUCAUGCUAUUAGCCUAAAAAUUGUUAUAAUAAAGGGUCAAAAAACCUGUACCUUUUCUAACAUAAAAUACCUGAUAAACAUAGAUUUCUUCCCAACAAAAAUUAAUGUCUGAACCUGAACGCUGCCAUUUCUCCACAAAUUGAUGGUCAUAGCAUACUCGUCACGUUAUUUAUUAUAAAAAUAACUAAAACCUAAACUGAUAAGACUAUUGCACACUUACCAAAGUAUUUUACAACAAAUUUUCAACUUAAGUCGAGCCACAAACAAGCUACAGGGCUCGUACUAGCUGCGAAAGCUACGUGUCAGAGAAGAAGCGUCGUGUAAUUUAUCAUUGAAAAUUUACCACGUCUUCAAUAAUUUUUUUUCGAGGAUUAUUAGUUUAAACAAAGCAAAAUCCACUUUAAUCUUUCGAACAAUUCCUGUUUACGUGUACACCUACACACCAUUAUUAUAAACAAUAUAAAAAGAUAUCCAAAUGUAAAAAUAAACAAAAGGGGCGAUUUGAGGUUAGUUUUUUGUUGACUUUUGAUUCAGAUUUCGUACAGUUAUCUGUAAAAUUACAGAAAUCUGCAAGAAAUUGGACAACCACCAACCACUGAACCAAACCUAACCUCUAAAAACUCUACAACAAACAAGAACGAUUUUUAAAAUUCCAUCCAGGAUCCAGCGUUUUUACCAAAAUUCUUCACUCAAAUAGGUAUAUCGAGCCCAAAAAUGAGUCUAAAAACAUUGGAACUAAAACCAGACCGUCUCCUUAUGGACUCCAACUUUGAGGGCUACAAGCUAUCCCUAGAAGAACUAGAAUCGUCUCACAAAAACCUGGAAACCCCAGUGGAUAAAACCCAUUUGAAUUCGAGUCAAUACGGUUUACUGCACGCCAAACUGUUCGGACUCCACAACCAUUUAAUUGGGGAUAAGUACGACAACUAUUCUUCAGUUUAUUAUGUGGAUCAACAGUUCAACAUUAGAAAAACUUAUGUUGAUAGUUUGAGUAAUGAACUUGUAGAUCCUGUGAGUGUAUUUGUUAUUCCCAAAGUUCGAGAGCGAGCUCCGGGAGAUUAUAAUGUAACACUGAAGUUUGCAAGUGGCACAAUUGCAGUUGCCUCAGAUGGGAUGGGAUUGUUGUACAUUUUAGAUACUAAAGACAAAAGGGACGAUGACGAAUUCACUACUGUGUUCUCAGGCAAAGUUUUAAACGAUGAAGAUCAGGGAUUUAUCAUUUCGGAUGCUCUUUAUAAUGAUAUUAGCAAAGAAUUACAUGUACUGCUUUUGCACAUACAAGAAAAUACUGUUGAUCGAUUUGUAUCAAUUAUUCACUGGAUAACAUUCAAAGAAGAUGAAAAUAGUUCAUGGAAUCAAGUUGCUAUAAGACAAUUAAAAACCAAAGGAGAAGUUCAAUAUUUGCAUUUGGAAAAAAAUUGUCAACAUAUUUAUGUUGCUUCAGAAAACGCAAUUAGUUUUGUUUUGAAUUCUGAGCAUCCUGUUCAAAUGAAAACUGAAAAAGUAGCUGAGAAAAUUUACAAUUGGUCUCAGACGCUUGAAGAAAUUAGUAUAAAAGUAUCUUUACCUGAAAAUGCUCACAAAAAUCUUGUUAAAGUUACUUGUGAUCAAUCAAAAAUAGAUGUUAGCUAUAAUUCUAAAAGCUUAACUUCUGGUGAACUAGAAAACCAUAUUGAUCCUUCAUUGUUGACUUGGACAUUAAACAAUGAUAUUUUAGAAAUUAUCCUAACUAAAAGCACUCAAGGUGUAUUUUGGAAAGAGUUAAUCAAAGGAGAUGAUGUAUUAGAAACAUGUAUUGUAGAACCUUUUAAUCAAAGACUGCAAAGAAGAACUAGUGAUACAGAAGUUUUGCCCCAAACAGGUACAACAUUUAAUUCCCAACAAAUAGAAGAGUGUGAUUUUGAAACUGAUAAAUCAGAAACUUUUGAAAGGAUUAGUGGGGUCACUAACGAAGCAACUCACAGGAUUCAUUUGGGGUCUCAUCAAGUCCUUUUAAGCCCUUAUUUGAAUUCAGAUUUACCACCAGCAUUGGGAAUAAGACAUGAUAUUGAUUUAUGUCUCUGGCAACCAGUUCUUGAUAAUGAUUUUAGUUGCAAACAUGUUGGGACAUUGCACGCUUUUGGAUAUGUACAGGCAUCUAAGACAAACAGGAAAUUUUUAAUGUGCUCUCCCAAUCUAGAUUAUGCAGUAAUCAGCGAGUCUGUAGGACAUAUUUUUAUUUACAGGCAAAAUAUACCUUUGUUAGCUGAUUUGAGACAAAGAUCUACUGGUGUUAGAGUGAAAAAUAUUGCUAAGCAGCACGUAUUUAAUUUGCCCAAUAAACAUAUUUUAGGUAUUUUUGCAGGAAACAAGCAUUUAUUUAUUUUAGGUGAAGACUUUGUUAUUGCCUUAAGUAUAGCUGGAACUCAGUCAUAAUAAAUACCAUUACCAUUAUUUGUUAAUUAUUCUAAUAUAUUAUUUUAUAUUCACAUGAUUACUUGAUUUAUUUUUCUAAAUAGGUAAUCUUAAAUCUAUACCAGUGUUCUCUUUAAUCGUCUUCAAACAUCAAAUGGUCAAGUUUCAAUUCUUUUCCCUUAUCUGCCUUGCUACUUCUUUUGGGUUUGUCCUUUUUAGGUGGUUUUUGUCCUAUAACGUACUCGGGCAUUACAAUUUUUGAGCUGCUAUGGCUAAAUGUUGGCUUUUGCUCAGAUUCAUUAAUAUCACCAUCUAUUGCAGUAGUUUUGUCUAAAAAUAUAUUUAAAAACAAUAUGACAAAUAAACUAAAAUUAGUUUGCCUCUUAUGGUGUUUGUGCGUAAAUGUUUAUUGAAAACAAUUUUGCUUGGUAGUUCUUCUAGUUUCUCUUCUUCCAUUCCAUUUUCACGUUGUUUUCUGUUUGCAAGCUCUCUUAGGAAAUCCAUUGCAGAUUUUGUGUUACUCUCGUCAGUUAUAUCUUGCACAUCUUCUAAAGAAUAUUUUGUCCAUUUGUG
Messenger RNA from Ceutorhynchus assimilis (cabbage seed weevil), 4415 nucleotides. The record is from the annotation of a GenBank genome assembly. NCBI's taxonomy places the organism in Eukaryota, Metazoa, Arthropoda, Insecta, Coleoptera, Curculionidae.